GUUACGUGCGCGAUAUCGAGAUUAAAUAACCAUAACACGAAUAAAGCAAACAUUUCAUCUAACAAUAAUACAAGAAAAGAUUCUUUCCAAUCUAUGAAAAUAAUUGAAUUCUAUAAACAUCAUGCAGUUUAAGGUGGGGUCCACGUACCUUUCCCAAGACCUUCAAUCAGCCUAUUAUAUAUGCAGCAACCAACAAAAAAGAAAAAAGAAACAUUAUCAACAUGGCUACGCCAAAUUAAGAUCCAGCAGAAACUUACAACGCAUAAUUUUCUUCGAUUAUUCGAAAGAAAGAAAAAAAAUGUCGAAGCUCAAACUUCUUUCUAUAGCAGCACUUUUGUUUCUCUGCCACACAUUAGCUGAUGACACAGAAGAAACGAAACACCAGCACAAGAAGAAGUCGUACCUAGUUCACAUGGACAAGUCCAACAUACCUGCAAGUUUCGAAGACGAUCACACGAGCUGGUACAGCUCUUCCUUAAAAUCAGUGUCGGAAUCUGCUGACAUAAUCUACACCUACAAAAACGUCAUCCAUGGCUACUCUGUUCGACUAACUGCCGAAGAGGCAAAGUCACUCGAAGAUAAACCAGGAGUUUUGUUAAUCCAAGAAGACGUAGUAUACAAACUCCACACCACCAGAUCACCAGAAUUCCUUGGAAUUCUCAACAGUGACGCAUUACUCUUACCCGAGUCCGCCACAACUAGCAACGUGAUUAUCGGUGUGCUAGACACGGGAGUUUGGCCAGAAUCGAGCAGUUUCGAUGACAAGGGACUUGAGCCAGUCCCUAGUGGCUGGAAAGGCGAGUGUGAACUAAGCAAAACAUUCAAUUCGUCGAGCUGCAACCGCAAACUUAUUGGGGCGAGGUUUUUCUCCCAAGGCUACGAAGCGGCAUUCGGGCCGAUAGACGAGACUGUAGAAUCAAAGUCCCCAAGAGACGACGACGGGCACGGAACACACACGUCCACCACUGCAGGUGGAUCGGCCGUGGUCGGAGCGAACCUCUUCGGCUUCGCAGCGGGCACGGCACGCGGCAUGGCCAGGCAUGCCAGGCUGGCGGCAUACAAGGUGUGCUGGCGUGGGGGUUGCAUAAGCAGCGACAUUCUAGCGGCAAUGGAGAAAGCCAUCGAAGAUGGCGUCGACAUUCUCUCUCUAUCACUGGGCGGGUCCCUCUCCGAUUACUUCAGAGACACAGUAGCAAUCGGAGCAUUUGCAGCAACUGCAAAGGGCAUCCUCGUUUCUUGCUCGGCUGGAAACAGUGGGCCCAGUCCUGAAAGCUUGUCCAAUGUUGCACCGUGGAUAACGACCGUUGGAGCUGGUACGUUGGAUCGUGAAUUUCCUUCCACCGUUAGUCUUGGAAACGGGAAAAAAUUCGUCGGUGCAUCACUUUAUAAUGGGAAGCCUUUACCUGGCUCCUUAAUCCCACUCGUCUAUGCUCGCAACGCCAGCAGCGCGUCCAAUGGUAACCUCUGCCUGACGGGAAGUUUAAUCCCAGAAAAGGUGAAGGGCAAAAUUGUCAUCUGUGACAGAGGGCUUUCGCCGAGGGCAGAAAAGGGUUUGGUUGUAAGAGAAGCAGGUGGCGUUGGGGUAAUUCUUUCGAACACAUACACCUAUGGAGAAGAGCUCGUCGCCGAUGCCCAUUUUAUACCUUCGGCAGCUGUGGGCCAAACCGCGGGCGACGAAAUCAAGAAGUACGUCUCUUCUGAUCCUAAUCCAACGGCCACGAUUGCAUCUGGUGGGACCCAGUUAGGCGUCCAACCAUCACCUGUUGUGGCAUCAUUCAGUUCGAGAGGUCCGAACACAAUCACACCGGAAAUACUCAAGCCGGACUUAAUAGCACCAGGCGUUAAUAUACUCGCCGCUUGGACGGGAAACGUGGGUCCCACAGGAUUGCCUGAAGACACACGGCGAGUGGACUUCAACAUAAUAUCUGGAACUUCUAUGUCAUGCCCACAUGUCAGUGGACUAGCAGCCCUCGUUAAGGCUGCCCACCCAGAAUGGAGCCCUGCGGCUAUAAGAUCAGCACUGAUGACAACAGCUUACAGUAGAUACAAGAACGGGAAGACGAUUCAAGAUCUCGCAACUGGGAAUCCAUCUACACCGUUCUGUUAUGGCGCUGGACAUGUGGACCCCGUUUCUGCGCUAGACCCCGGUCUAGUGUACGAUGCAAGCGUAGACAACUAUGUAGACUUUCUAUGUGCAAUAAAAUACAGUUCGAGCAUGAUCAAGAUUUUGACAAAGCAAGACUAUACCUGCAAGGCGGAUAAGGAGUACAGCGUGGCGAACCUUAACUACCCGUCUUUUGCUGUCCCCUUUCAGACAGCUUCAGGUCCGAACGGUGGGAGUACUAAUGCAUCCACUGUGGUCAAACAUACGAGGACUUUAAAGAAUGUGGGCAGUCCAGCGAGUUAUAAGGCUUCAGUCUCUCAAGAGAGUGAUGCAGUCAAGAUAGCGGUUGUGCCUGAAGUGCUUGACUUCGGCAGUUCAAAUGAGGAGAAGAGUUACACUGUGACGUUCACUGCAAGUUCAAUGCCCUCAGGCACAACCAGCUUUGCUCAUUUGGAAUGGUCGGACGGAAAGCAUGUUGUUGGUAGUCCAAUUGUAAUUAGUUGGACAUAAGAAAUACGGUAGUAGAGUAAUCCUCCUAAACUCUACUGAAUGCACAUACUACCCCUAUAAAUGUAUUGCCACUUGAAUCAGAAUUGACAUCAAUAACCUAAAGAAAGACAUUUUAUACUACUACCUGUGAGGAGUCGGCAUUCUUCCUGCAUUUCUUGAUUAAUUAGUGAUCUUCUUCCGUUUACAUUUUUUUAUGUAACAGAAUUUGAUGGAUAAUAUUCCUGAAUCAAUCGAAAUCCGAAAAA
Messenger RNA from Erythranthe guttata (spotted monkey flower), 2859 nucleotides. Its product is annotated as subtilisin-like protease SBT1.7. Gene Ontology annotation, molecular function: serine-type endopeptidase activity. Gene Ontology annotation, biological process: proteolysis. The record is from RefSeq and is a predicted model, not a curated record. NCBI's taxonomy places the organism in Eukaryota, Viridiplantae, Streptophyta, Magnoliopsida, Lamiales, Phrymaceae.